Messenger RNA from Pleuronectes platessa (European plaice), 7075 nucleotides. It is a transcript of the gene igf2bp2a, whose product is annotated as insulin-like growth factor 2 mRNA binding protein 2a. The record is from RefSeq and is a predicted model, not a curated record. Gene Ontology annotation, cellular component: cytosol; nucleus; cytoplasm. Lineage: Eukaryota; Metazoa; Chordata; Actinopteri; Pleuronectiformes; Pleuronectidae. Gene Ontology annotation, biological process: nervous system development; regulation of gene expression. The transcript has 16 exons. Gene Ontology annotation, molecular function: mRNA 3'-UTR binding. The coding region runs from base 417 to 2252 and encodes 611 amino acids.
UCACACAUGGACCUACUGACUGUGUGUGUGUGUGUGUGUGUGUGUGUGUGUGUUUUCUUGUGAUUUUAAGGGAGAUUUUAUUAAGAGGCGGUGCUUGUUGGCUCCGGAGUAGCGUCGUAACGACACUUUUUUUCUCUCCCCCCCAGUCCUUGUUAAAAGAGUUUGACCAGGGCCAGAGUUGGUGCUGGGGGGUCGCUUACUGCUAGGUUAUUUCCUGGGGGGUGAUUGCUGCAUUUUUUUUAUUUUUAUUAUUUAAAUCCCAGCUGAUUGUUUCCCCCCCUAAUUUUUUUUUUUUUUAAAUUUUAUCUUAAUCUUUAUUUUUUUUCUACUGUCCUGAUUAUCGCCUCUCGCUCUCUCACUCCACAAGACCUGACACCCCUCGGAGAUUUUUUUUAAUUUCCUCCUUUUUUCAGAUCAUGAACAAACUAUAUGUUGGGAAUUUAAGUCCUUCGGUCACUGUCGAGGACUUGCAGCAGCUCUUCGGGGAGAGGAAGCUGCCAGUGGCCGAGCAGGUCUUGCUGAAAUCCGGCUAUGCUUUUGUGGACUUCCCCGAUCAGAACUCGGCCAUAAAGGCGAUAGAGACUCUUUCUGGUAAAGUUGAGUUGCACGGGAAGGUGAUAGAGGUAGACUACUCUGUUCCCAAAAGACUACGGAGUCGGAAGAUCCAGAUCCGGAACAUUCCCCCUCAUCUACAGUGGGAGGUUUUGGACGGCCUUCUUGCUCAGUAUGGUACUGUAGAGGACGUGGAACAAGUGAACACUGACACAGAAACAGCGGUGGUGAAUGUUACGUACGCAACCAAGGAGGAAGCUAAAGUAGCCAUUGAGAAGUUGACGGGACAACAGUUCGACGACUGCUCCUUCAAGGUGUCCUACAUUAUGGACAUGGAUGCUGCUCCGCCUGUCCAGGCGGCCCGCACUCGGCGCGGGGGGCGAUCGUCCCGGGACCAGGGCCCCUGCCUGCCCGGGCCCUCGGGGGGCUAUGGCGCCCCGCGUCCCCGGCAACACGACUUCCCCCUGCGCAUGCUCGUGCCUACUCAGUUUGUGGGAGCCAUCAUCGGCAAGGAGGGCCUGACCAUCAAGAAUGUCACCAAACAGACACAGUCCAAGGUGGACAUUCACCGGAAGGAAAAUGCAGGUGCGGCAGAAAAGCCCAUCACCAUCCACUCGACGCCCGAGGGCUGCUCCUCCGCCUGCCGCAUGAUCCUGGACAUCAUGCAGAAGGAGGCCAACGAGACCAAGACGACCGAGGACAUCCCUCUGAAAAUACUUGCUCACAACAGCCUGGUUGGCCGGCUGAUCGGGAAGGAGGGCCGCAACCUGAAGAAAAUCGAAGAGGAGACAGGGACCAAGAUAACCAUCUCCUCGUUACAUGAAUUAACUAUUUACAACCCUGAGAGGACCAUCAUAGUGAGGGGCAGCCCGGAGGCGUGUCAUAAAGCCGAGGUCGAGAUAAUGAAGAAACUGAGGGAAGCCUACGAGAACGACGUUGCUGCUUUAAACCAACAGGCCAACCUGAUUCCAGGCUUGAACCUGAACGCUCUGGGCAUCUUCUCCUCUGGCCUGCCGAUGCUGCCCCCUGCUGCCGGACCACGCGGUGCAAUGCCCGCUGUGGCACCAGCAGGAUACAACCCAUUCUUAAGUCACUCUUCACAGUUCAGUGGCCUGUACGGGGUUCCUCCAGCAAGUGCCGUCCCCCACCAGCACUCACAACAGGCUCCAGAACAGGAGGUGGCCUACCUCUUUAUUCCAACUCAGGCAGUCGGGGCCCUGAUCGGCAAGAAGGGCCAGCACAUCAAGCAGCUCGCCCACUUCGCUGGAGCUUCCAUCAAGAUUGCUCCACCCGAAACCCCUGAUGUCAUUGUUAGGAUGGUGAUCAUUACUGGAACUCCAGAGGCUCAGUUUAAGGCCCAGGGUCGGAUAUUUGGGAAGCUGAAGGAGGAGAACUUCUUCACAGCGAAGGAGGAAGUCAAGCUGGAGACUCACAUCAAGGUUCCCUCCACCGCAGCCGGCAGGGUCAUCGGUAAAGGAGGCAAGACGGUCAACGAUCUACAAAACCUAACGAGUGCGGAGGUCAUCGUGCCGCGGGACCAAACUCCAGAUGAGAACGACGAGGUCUUUGUGAAAAUCAAUGGCCAUUUCUUUGCCAGCCAGACUGCGCAGAGGAAGAUCCGGGAGAUCAUACAGCAGGUCAAACAGCAGGAACAGAAACACCAGCAGGGCGCCGCUGUGUCACCGCACCACUCCAAGUGACCUGACGGGCCGACUUCCGCGGGCGCCAGCCAAUGAAUGUAGCCCCUCCCAAAACGGACAGAGACCUACCUAGGCUAAGGCCGAGGCCCAAGGGGGACAUGCAGGGCAGACCAGCAGCACCGGGAUCAAAACCAAAGAACUUUACUGUGGGGGAAACAAGUGAGAGCCAAAGGCUGAAGGCAUUGUGUGUGCACUGCCAGCCCUGUGAGCGCAGAUAGAGGAGGAGAAACCAUACUGAUAUAACACAAUGAAAAAGAAAAAAAAGAAAAAGGCCAAAAAAAUUUAAAAUCUGCAAGAGAUGGAAAAUGGCAGAGAAUUGGAACUGAGCUGUUGUCUUCGAGUUAAAAAAAAGUCAACAGGAAAUAGAACAGCGCCCUGCAUAACGUUAUGUCUUUAGUUGGACUAACAUAGUUCUAACAAACGGAUAAAGCAACUGUAUUAACACAAACGUAUACGAGGCAUUGUGAUUGACAUUUUUGGGGUUAGAAUGAGAGCGAGCGACAAUGGACCUUCUCUCUGAGAUAUUCAGAUUGCAAGAUUAAUUAUCCUUAGCAGUAUUAUUAAUACAGAGUAGAGAAGUAUAUUGAUGCACACUGAGGGUAAGCACUGUUGUUUUUCUACUAAAUGACAGAACAGCUUGGUGUAGUUUGUAAAUGUUUUAUCGUGCUUGUUCCAGAGAUCGAUCGGACCUUGACAGCCACAAAACACAACAAAAACCCGGUUUCCCUUGUUUGUUCACACUUGAGGCCACUGAAAUCAGUAAACAGAGAAAACCCCUAUAAGUUAAACCUAAUGGUGAAUGGUUCUGAGUCUUUGUAACAAGCCUGUGUGUGUGCCAACACAAAAGAUAACGUCCCUUUGAAACGUCUCUUCCCAUUCAUAUCCGAUGCUACACAUAUUUCUUUUUUUAUGUCUCUCCUCUCCGCUUCACUUUCUCAUCACUCUCUCUCAUCUGGCAUCAUGGCUUUUUUAAUAGGAUACAAAAUAUUUGUCGUCGAGGAACACCUCUCCCCCCCCCCCCCCCCCCGUAGCCUUUUGACAACAGUGAACUGACUGCCACUUUCACUCAACAGAGGUCAGACGCCACCGAGGGUUUUUAUCAUUUUUUAACCAGUUAACUGGUAUCACUCUCCCAUUCUGUAUAGAAGUAGAGUAUAUCUUCAUUAAAGCUUGCUGCCCAUAUAUAUAAAUAUCUAUUUAAAAAAAAGAUAAUCAAAAGGAUGUCUGUGAAGGCGUUGUCCUCGCCGAUCAGAGUAAAAAAUUUACGUCUUAAAAGAAAAGGGUGCACUUUUUGCUUGUAAGCAGGCGACCGGACGUUUUAUUUGAAUGUGCACCGCCACACGCUCGGCCUUAUGUGGACGUCAGGAGGGUCGGCACAACAUGUGAGCUGAGGGCCCCGGGAAAAGGGGGACAGGACGCAGAGGGUGGGAGAGGGCAGACUUGUGGUGUGGCAGUGAGGGUAAAGGUUUUGGGUGUAGAAGGGUGGGUGGGGUUGCGUUUGGCUUUCACCCUCUCUCGAAAACGGCAGGACAGCUGUGAAUGUACAAUAUGCAGCCUUUAAAAAAAAAAACUGUCACCCCCCCUGCCGUGUCCAGUGGGGGCCGGGCCAGAGGCACAGACACACAGAUUGUCAUCCUCACUCCUCGCUCUUUUCUUUUACUUUUCACUUUCAUUUUUGUGUGUGUGUGUGUGUCAUUUUGAUUUCGGCGAGCCGGGCCGGCUGCUGCGCGAGCACGCUGGACACGCAGGCAUGUCCUGGUGUCCCCUCUGUGCUUUUACUUUGGAGACCGUGGAAGCUUGUUGCCUUAUUUUGUCACCACACGACCCAUCCGCUUCAUCUUCCAGACUUAAAAGGUUAUUGCCAAUACGCACAGCCUCCUCCUUGUGUGUGUAUGCGUGUGUGCGUGUGUGUGCGUGUGUGUAUAUAUAUAAAAAGAGAGUUAUAUUUAUGAAUCUAUUUUUUUCCUAUUUUGUGAUGAGAGCUAUUGAUAAGAAACAAAAAGAAAAACAAAGUCCUUUUCUUUUUUUCCUCAGUGGGACACUGCCAUAUUAUUUUGAAGGGAAGCGUUUAUUUUCUUGAAAAACUAGACUAUGAAUAAUAAUAUAAAUGAAAAAACCUGAAAAAUAGGAGAACAGCAGCGUGAACGACCGUGCUAACUUUGGUCAGGAUGUGAACAGUGCGCAUGUCAGUAUUGUGAUCUACCUCAGGCUUCAGGGUACCUCAGUCCAAUCUUUCAUUUCCCCUUUUUUCCACAUUUUGUAUGCCUUGUUAACCUUGUUGAUCAUUUUGAGAGUUUUUAAAUUUUCUUUUUUAAUGAAAACAAAAAAAAAGAGAUCAAAACAGAAGAUCUUACAGUUAUCUCUGAGCUUUUCAGGUCCAGCUGACUAGUGAAACUUUGUAAACCGUAGUCAACUCUGGUGGACUUGUCUUUGCCUGGACGCCAGACGACCUCUUAAUGAUAAAGGAUUUCCAAGUCCAUAUUCUUUUUAUUUGCUAAGAAGGAAUGAAGUGCAGGAUCUAAGGGGUACACACCUGCCCGAAGUGGUUCUGAAUGUGGAUGUUGUGUACUGAUUUCACCAUUUAAAAAAAAACAACAACAACAUACAAACUGGUUGAUAGAGAGACUAACCAACUGUACCUCCUGUUUUUUCCCAACUGUACCUCCAGGUUUUUUUUAGACUUAAAAGCAAAACAACAACAAAAAAAAACACAAUGACGUUUAUUCACUUGUAUGAAAAGAAAAAAAAUGAAUUUUAUAAUCACCCAAACCGAUCUUACCAGCUCUAUUUGAUAACAGCAUAACUCUGGGGUUGAUUUGAAGAAAAAACAACAACAACUACAACAACAACAACGCAAAGCUGCAAAUAUACACUGACAGGACUCUUGAACAUGGUGUAAAAUCCUCGUCUUCUGUGUAGAAUGUAGAGUCGUUGAGAUGUCACUGUGUACGAUAAAAGAUAACUGUGUAUCUGUAAACAUGUACAAUAGAGUCACACAUAAAUGCAUCGUUCUCUGUCUCUCUAUAACACUUACACAAGUCUGCACCUGCAUUGUGAGAGAUGGUGGGAGGCUGCUCGCACCCGUCUGCCCAUCUUAGUUUCAUCCUCUUUAUUUUGUGCUGUACAUUUCAGAAUUACCUCUCAGAAUCCAAGGCUGACUUUAGUUACUAAAAACCAAUGUAGGGCAACAACUAAAAAAAUAAAGAAAAAAGUAUUAAAUAAAUGAAUGAUCUAUGUAGUGAAAGUUAGUGUUUGUCUUUGGAGUUCUUUUUAACUGUUUUUAGAGGGCAGACUUUUGUCAUCAGAUGAGGUUCUUCUUUUCUUCGUCCCGGUGAACACAGACUAGCAGUGCUAAAAAAACAAAAAAGGUCUAUGGAACUCACACAAUGCCUGAGGCCGUCUCAGCGAGCCUCCCCGCAGCCAGUACAGUACCUCAUACUGAUGACACUAGCUCAGCAGACCUGAUCACAGGACCCCCGACCUUACCCACGCCCAAUGCAUCGCGGUGCUUCUUCUCGUAGGGCGCGUCGAGGAAGAAGCGGCUUUUCACGGUAGCACUGGAAGUUGUAGUUUGUCUGUCACGGCUUGUUUUAAACUGUCAGGAGUAGUUUUUCUUUGGGGUUUUUAGAGCAGUUUUGAAGUGGAGGCCCUUUCCUUGCAUCGCAGAGGCCUCCUCGGUUCAGACCUCUGUCUCUCUUGUGUUUUUUUUGGCUCUUUAGAAGCGCAGGUUUCCCUCCGGCGUGUUUGUUUUCCGGCAUCCUGGUUGUUGACACACGUGAGGCAGCCGCUUUCUGAGGCCAAUCUUGUCAGGAUGGUAGUAAACUUUGAACAUCCAAGGAUAGUUGUUUCUAGGUUUUUGUGGGGUGUUGCUAGGCAUUAAUAUUCAGUACCAGAAAAACCACACAAAGUACACACAUCACUGAGGAUGUACAGUGUUGUUAGUCAGAUCACAUGGUGGUUGGAUAGUUUAGGCUUUUAUUUCAUUUAACUUUCUUCUGUUGAUCUGAGGUUUUUCUCGUCAUUUACACUGAUUUAAUGAUGCAUUUUUUUUUUUUUUUUUAUGUCUGGGGCGGUAGAUGUGAUUCUUUGCUUUAAUAUUCAUUCCUGUUUGAUCACUAUCAAUAAUACUAGCUGUUAAAAUGUGGUUUUUAAAAAAUGAUCCUAGCUUGGGUUUUCAACGUAUUUUGGAAUCAGAAAAAAGAAAAUUUCAAGUAAACAUGAUUGUUUGACGAGCAGGAAGGUUGACAGAGUAUCAGGUCGGAAAAAAGGAAAGUUCAUUAUUCAUGUUCCGCUUUCGGGACUGAACGGCAAACAGGGCAUUUGACAACCAUUCGGAAAAAGGAGAGACAAACGAUGGAUUAGCUGAGGAAGGAUUCAGUGAACCUCUGGUCAGAUGUGUGCAGAACCAGAGCAGUGUUGCUUUUUUUUCGUCCCAUCUUCUUGUUCAAAGUAAAAACACAACGCAUUGCAUGAGACUGUUCUAGGCGAUCCAGUACGUAUAACACUUCAUAUAGCACUAGACCUUCAGUAGUGGUUUUACAUUGAUCCAUUUCUUAACUGCUUUACACCAUUUGGGAAAAAUUCCUUUUCGUUUCCUCAGUAGGUCAAAAUCUCCCUCAAUCCUACAUUUCCCAUGGGCCAAAAGGUCCCAGACACCUCAAGGUAAUUGGAGACUGUGCGCCGGACAGACAUAUGAUCCUUAUUUAACACAUCUCGUGGAUCCAUGCCUCUCUGGUAAACAGCCAUGCUGUUGUUUUGAGUUGUGAGUGAACUGUAUUGCUGAGCAACCUGGAUCUGAGCAAUAAAGAAUAUUUGAAAGAAAA